GCUUCCCGGCGACGAGGGAGGAGGCCGAGUUCGACGCGGCCGAUGUCCGGCCCCACCUCGAGUGGGUCGCCGGCGAGUGGCGCUCCCCCGAGGACAUGGAGACAUCCAAGAGAACGCCGUAUGCUAAAGGAACACAUAUAGAAGUUGCCAGGUUGGAAGCUGAUUCUGUUGUCGCUUGGUUCCCUGCAAUUGUUGCAAAGCCUAUCUGGAAAAAUAACCUCUUGGUGGAGUACCCUUUCGGGAAGGGUAGUGAACUGUGCAAUGAGAUUAUCAACAUCAAGCACAUCAGACCUUGCCCGCCACGUGCAUCAGUUAUUAGUUUCUGCGUCAAUGAUGAUGUUGAGGGCUUCCAAGAUGAUGGCUGGUGGCCAGGGAAGAUCACUGAGAUCCAUCCCAAGUUAACAUAUACAUUUAAGUUAGCAACUUCAGGAAAGAAGGUUCAGUUACACCAGAACACACUGAGGCUUCGAUAUGACUGGACUGAUGACCAAUGGAAGCAAGUUGCACAGAAUCUGUCGGGAACAAAAUUCACAGGAGGCGACAGGGUUGAGGUGAGCAGCGACGAGGAAGGUUUCCACGGAGCGUGGUUCCAGGGGACCGUCGUCAAAUCCGUGGGACACAAGUUCCUCGUGGAGUACGAUGCGCUGAAGGAUGAUGACGAGAUCACGCCUCUGAAAGAAACCAUAGGGGAGGAGCACAUCAGGCCCUCCCCUCCUGCUAUCCCUGUCACCAACGGUUUCAAGGUCCUUGACGAGAUUGACGCCUAUACCAAUGAUGGGUGGUGGGUCGGCGUGAUAUCUGAGGUCCUCGACGACCAGAAGUACAAGGUUUACUUCAAGGCUUACAAGGAACAGAAUGACUUUGAGCUCGAGCAGCUGAGGCGUCACUGCGAUUGGGUGGGGGGAAGGUGGAUGCAGGCUUCCCCGGCGCUGGAGAUGUGACAGCUGAAGGGACACACGCAUCUUUGUACAGGAGCCUGGGAUAAUUAGUACUCCUACCCAUGAGAGUGUGGCUUCACUAGUUAUGAUGGUUGCUGAACUGAAGCUGUGUUAUGCGCAUAGAAAGGCCAGCAAAUCGGUAGUAGAUGGCCUUUCUGCAUUGCCAUUCCCGCAGCAGGUGAUCUAGAUGAGAUGUUCGUCGACGGGAGACUUUCACCGUCACAAGUAAGAUUUCGUCGUGCUUUUAUGUAAACCACCUAAGAACAAACCUCUGGGAACAUCGUCGCUAUUCACGAUUCCGCCUGAAACUUGUGCUGCGUUCGCUGUA
This is a messenger RNA of Triticum urartu, 1266 nucleotides long. Its product is annotated as protein AGENET DOMAIN (AGD)-CONTAINING P1. Lineage: Eukaryota; Viridiplantae; Streptophyta; Magnoliopsida; Poales; Poaceae. The record is from RefSeq and is a predicted model, not a curated record.